AUGGCCGUGCACGGAUCGCUAGAGUCCGGACUCGGCGUCUCUGCCACGAUGGAGCCGCCUAACAAGCGCGUCGCGAAGCGCAAGCGCACCCCGGACAAGCCCGAGGAGGACGCCCGCCUCAGCCCCGAGGCCGUGCAUGUCAUUGCCCAGUCCGUGCACAACUUGCCUCCGCUGUCGGACCCGGCCGCCGCCACCCUGGCCCUGGACGCCGAGUACCGCGUGCGCCAGAUUGUGCAGGAGGGCAUCAAAUUCAUGAAGCACUCCAAGCAGAACACCUUGCUCCCGUCCCACGUCAGUAUUGCCCUCCGCGUGCUAAACGUCGAGCCCGUAUACGGCUUUGGUGCGAAGCGGCGGCGGGGCAAUCAUGGCGCGGGGGCCUUUGUCGGUGCGGUAGCGGGUGCGUUGGGGAAGCCAGAUGCGGCGGGUGGGGGGACGCAGCGGGAGGGCCAGUUUGGUCAGGUGGACGGCGUUCCGGAACUGUUUUUCGUACACGAUUCGGAAGUCAGCGUCAAGUCUCUGCUGCAGGCGCCGCCGCCGGAGCUGCCGCUGGAGGUGACGGUGAAUGCGCACUGGCUGGCGGUGGACGGCAAGCAGCCUGCGAUUUCGCAAAACCCGAUGAAGCAGACACAGAGGGAGGAGUUGGAGAGCGGGAAGAGAGAGUCAGACGGGACGGACGGUGAGGGGACACAAGUAGAGGUGAGGGCGCCGUUGAAGCACGACUUGACGCGGGAGCUGCAGCUUUACUUUCAACACGUGCAAGACGCGAUAUUCGGGGAGGAUGUGGGGCAGCUGGAGGCGUGCUUGAAUUCGAUAUCGGAGGACGCGGGGAUCGCGGUGCUGCUUCCAUACCUGACGAAGUUUGUGAAGGACAGCGUGCAGCGGUCGAUACGAGACUUGCGGGUAUUGUUUUCGGUGAUGCGGCUGGUGCGGGCGAUGUUGGAGAACGAGGUGUUCAGCGAGCUGGAGCGGUACCUGCACCAGCUGCUUCCGGCUGUGAUGUCAUGCGUGGUGGGGAAGCGGCUGUGUCGGAAUCCGCGCGAGAAUCACUGGGCGCUGAGAGACUACACGGCGGGGCUGCUACGAGAAAUCUGUGGGACUGCGUACGCGAAAGGGUACGUGGGGGUGCAGCAGCGGAUCGUGAAGACGUUUGUGGAUGCACUGAAGGACGUGAAACGGCCGCUGACGACGCACUAUGGGGCGAUUGUGGGGAUCACUUGUUUAGGGAAGCACACGGUGGAGGGGGUGGUUGUGCCGCUGCUGAAGGGGUAUUUGCCAAAGAUCAUUGGGCUUGUGGAGGAUGUACGACAGAAGAGUGUACGUCGUGAGGAAGGGUCCAAGGUAUUUGGGGCGCUGGCGUGGGCGGUGUCAGAGGAUGGGGUUGGGAAUGGGGUGCGACCGGGACAAAAUGGGGAAGCCAGCUUGAAUGGAAUGAGUGAUGGGAUGCAAUGGAAGGCGGCCGGGGCAGCGGGAGGAAAAGUGUCGAUAUCUCGCAUGUCAAGUGUGGUACCCCGUGCCGAGGAAGUGCAUGAGAGACUGUGGAGGGAGAUGGACAGGCGACUCUAUCCGUUCGGGGAAUCCAAGUCCGAGUCGGAACUGGCCGUGUCUCUAGCUGAACAAAAGAAGGCCGCUACAUAG
Chondrus crispus (carragheen) is the source of this 1635-nucleotide messenger RNA. RefSeq lists its product as hypothetical. Gene Ontology annotation, cellular component: transcription factor TFIID complex; SAGA complex; SLIK (SAGA-like) complex. Gene Ontology annotation, biological process: RNA polymerase II preinitiation complex assembly; transcription initiation at RNA polymerase II promoter. Bases 1 to 1635 code for a protein of 544 amino acids. Lineage: Eukaryota; Rhodophyta; Florideophyceae; Gigartinales; Gigartinaceae. The transcript has a single exon. Gene Ontology annotation, molecular function: RNA polymerase II general transcription initiation factor activity; transcription coactivator activity; protein heterodimerization activity. The record is from RefSeq and is a predicted model, not a curated record.